Molecule: messenger RNA, 1801 nt
Organism: Coregonus clupeaformis (lake whitefish)
Lineage: Eukaryota; Metazoa; Chordata; Actinopteri; Salmoniformes; Salmonidae
Product: probable alpha-ketoglutarate-dependent hypophosphite dioxygenase
Exons: 6
Coding region: 1-831 (276 amino acids)
Source: RefSeq, a predicted model, not a curated record
AUGAGUGUGUCACUGAGUCAGCUGCAGGAGCAUUAUAACCAGCAGGGAUUCCUCUCUGCUGUACCGGUCCUGGACCACACAGAGCUGAGAGAAGCCAGACAAGCCUUCAACCACCUGGAGAGAGAGUUCGGUGAGGAGUACACCCAGUACAGUCUCCACAACGUGCACCUGAGGUACCCCUGGGUGAUGGGCCUGGCCAAACACCCCCACAUCCUGCAGGUAGUACAGUCCAUCCUGGGCUCUGAUGUCAUCCUGCUAGACUCACGCUUCAUCUGCAAAUACCCAACAACCCCCACAGCCACACAGGCAGGAAAUGACGUCAUCACUCGGACCAGUGAGGAGGAAGUGAGGUCAUCAGAGAAGGACCAACAGAGUGAGACUGGGCUGCCCUUCGUGGCCUGGCACCAGGAUAUGAGGUAUUGGGGAAUAGCUGGGGGUCCAGUCCUGUCUGUGUGGCUGGCUCUAGACGACUCCGUGGCAGAAAACGGAGCCCUGAAGGUCAUCCCAGGCAGCCACUGCUCCGGCCUGCUGCCCCACCACCUCUCCCCCCGCCCUGGCAACAUGCUGUCAGUCAACCAGGAGAUCCCUGAGGAGCUGGUGCAAACGGACAACGCUAUACUCUGCCCCCUGCAGGCCGGGCAGAUGUCUAUCCAUGAUGGGUUCCUGGUCCACGCCAGUGACCCCAACACAUCCCAGAGGAGACGCUGUGGCUUCGUGAUCCGAUACGUCCCUACCUGUGCCUAUCCCAUACAGGACCCAGACCGUCCCAGGCGUUUCCAUGCUACAGUGCUGGCCAGUGGAUCAGACCAGUUCAGUCACUUCUCCACCUAGUUGUGAUGAGCCUCACACCACAACUACAACCAUAUCCAUACUGAUCCCAUUACUGCAUUACUGUCUGCUACUUAGAGCAACCUAAUGAUGCUGUGUUCACCUUUAUGACUUCCUGCUGUGUUCACCUUUAUGACUUCCUGCUGUGUUCACCUUUAUGACUUCCUGCUGUGUUCACCUUUAUGACUUCCUGCUGUGUUCACCUUUAUGACUUCCUGCUGUGUUCACCUUUAUGACUUCCUGCUGUGUUCACCUUUAUGACUUCCUGCUGUGUUCACCUUUAUGACUUCCUGCUGUGUUCACCUUUAUGACUUCCUGCUGUGUUCACCUUUAUGACUUCCUGCUGUGUUCACCUUUAUGACUUCCUGCUGUGUUCACCUUUAUGACUUCCUGCUGUGUUCACCUUUAUGACUUCCUGCUGUGUUCACCUUUAUGACUUCCUGCUGUGUUCACCUUUAUGACUUCCUGCUGUGUUCACCUUUAUGACUUCCUGCUGUGUUCACCUUUAUGACUUCCUGCUGUGUUCACCUUUAUGACUUCCUGCUGUGUUCACCUUUAUGACUUCCUGCUGUGUUCACCUUUAUGACUUCCUGCUGUGUUCACUUUUAUGACUUCCUGCUGUGUUCACCUUUAUGACUUCCUGCUUUGUUCACCUUUAUGACUUCCUGCUUUGUUCACCUUUAUGACUUCCUGCUGUGUUCACCUUUAUGACUUCCUGCUGUGUUCACCUUUAUGACUUCCUGCUGUGUUCACCUUUAUGACUUCCUGCUGUGUUCACCUUUAUGACUUCCUGCUGUGUUCACCUUUAUGACUUCCUGCUGUGUUCACCUUUAUGACUUCCUGCUGUGUUCACCUUUAUGACUUCCUGCUGUGUUCACCUUUAUGACUUCCUGCUGUGGCGCCACUAUUUGUUUACUUUAUUUAUUUUACCUUUAUUUAACUAGUCAAGUCAGUUAAGAACAAAUUCUUAUUU